Messenger RNA from Podospora anserina S mat+, 3693 nucleotides. RefSeq lists its product as uncharacterized. Gene Ontology annotation, cellular component: nuclear RNA-directed RNA polymerase complex. The record is from RefSeq and is a predicted model, not a curated record. NCBI's taxonomy places the organism in Eukaryota, Fungi, Ascomycota, Sordariomycetes, Sordariales, Podosporaceae. The transcript has 4 exons. Gene Ontology annotation, biological process: siRNA processing. The coding region runs from base 1 to 3693 and encodes 1230 amino acids. Gene Ontology annotation, molecular function: RNA-directed RNA polymerase activity.
AUGCAUUUCUCAUUUUCUCCCUUUCUUCUCAUCUUUUAUCUGCUCAGUGAACCAGCAAUUGCAAUGGAGAUUCAUAUACCAAACAUUCCCGCGGAUUUGACUUUCAAGUCAUUUCAGCGCCUCAUUGAACCAAUCCUCAACAGCCUUGGUAUUGUCGAUUACCUCUGUGAAAAGACACGUAACAAAAGGUACGCCAACAUCACAUUUCUCGAGCCGAGUGACGGGAACCGCUUCCUAUCAAUCUAUGGCCCUCACGGAAAGCCCUUGUCGAUGCUGGGCCAUGCUGUUCGCUGUCGGUUGAGCAACAAGGGACCGGAUCAAACGACAUUGAAGGUAAUCAGGCAUGCGAUAGACGAACGUCAAAGACGCAAGUCAAAGGCCCAUGUCCAGCCCCGGCCAAAGUCAGAACCGCUCCAGGCUUCAUGUCUAAGCUGUGGCUUGCACACAUUCGUCGAUGGAAGAUUCUCGUUUGUUUCGGAGUGGGAUGCUCAGGAGGGCUGCUUGGUUCGCUUUACCAAGCGGCAUCUCAUCUUCAAACUGACAGAUAGAGGCAUCGAUGUCCGCAUCCCACGCAAUGCCAUCGUUCAACUGGUCUGGUCGGAGAGCGGCAGAGCGUCUGUUACCCUGUCACAACCCCCUAUUAUCCUAGCCAAACGGUCCCCUGAGAAGUCAGACGUAAUAGAGCUCGAUGGCCUUGGUUCUAUUCAUCUUGAUUUUAGCAUAUUCGCAGAUAUAUUCUCUCGUCAACAGGCAAAGCCCGAGCCACGACAGCGACUCACUGCUAUUGACGAUGGCCACAGCAAUAUUUCCGCAUUUUGUCUCGUCUAUCACUUCCAAAUCACCGCAGCAUCCAUCGGCACACAUGGCGCCGGCGAACACUUUCACAAAGAGAUGUGGAACAUUACAGAGAAGGAGCCCUAUCAGGUCACGCGAGCUGAUAUCAAAUUCUAUCAUGCAUCUGACCUCCCGAGGCUGGGCCGCUUUAGUGAAGCUCUGACUCGUCUCAACAACCAGCUUGACUCGUACACGACAAGUAAUGACUUGCCAUUCGGUAUUUUGUUUUUGCUCCAAGCUCUUGUCUAUAACUGUUAUCUUCAUCCAACAACGGUGCAGGCCGUGGCUAGAGAACUUCUCGGCCGUUCCAACAUCUCGAUUGACGCCUUCAGGAAGCUUUUCGACUGGAUCGACUACCCGGCACCUGAGAGCAAUCCAAGACAGUUCGAAGUAGAUGGGAUCAUUGAAAGCCUCGAUGUCGCAGAAAGACAAGUCCACGAAGCCCAGCUCAUGAGGGCGGAGCUGUUCAACGACAAUGAAAAUUCGACACGCAUAUUUCGUGUUUCAAUCUCUCCCAUGCGUAUAACCCUCCACGGGCCAGAACUGGAGACUAAAAACAGAAUCCUCAGAAAAUUUGACGGCAAGGCCAACUUCUUUUUCCGAGUCCAACUCUGCGAUGAGAACGGCCAGGAUUUGCUCUUCAACCCCACCAUCUCACUUGACACUGUUUACAGUCGGUUCAAGUCAAUACUACGCAAAGGAAUUGCAGUCGCCGGCAGGCAAUACAAGUUUCUGGGCUUUUCCCACUCUUCGUUGAGAGCCCAUUCACUGUGGUUCUCAGCCCCGUUCUACCACGAGGGUAAAUUGCAAAUCCCCGAACACAUCAUCGAGCAGCUGGGCGACUUUGCGCCCAUUAGAUCACCGGCUCGCUGUGCUGCUAGGAUUGGUCAAGCGUUUACCGAAACGCCAUACUCCGUGUCCCUUGUAGACAAUGGGGUCCAAACGAGCGAAAUCCCGGAUGUGGAAAGAAAUGGCAGGGUGUUUUCCGACGGGGUGGGGGUGCUUUCACCCCAGGCAGCAGAGGCAAUCCAUGAUGCUAUCCCUGAAUCCAAGGGCGAGCCGACCUGUUUCCAGAUCCGAUGGGCCGGGGCCAAAGGAAUGCUUUCUCUGGACACGGAGCUCGAGGGCAGUCAGAUCUGUAUCCGGCCGUCCAUGAAAAAGUUCGAGUCACCCGACGAAGCAAACCUGGACAUCUGCGACAUGGCUUCCAAGCCAAUACCAAUGAUGCUGAACCGCCAAAUGAUCAAGAUACUGGAAGAUAUGGACGCACCACCCUGGUGGUUUUUGGAGCUGCAGAGAAAGGAAGUUAACCAUCUACGUGCCAUCACGAGGACCGUUUCCAGUACGGCCAGCUUCCUGGCCAUGAAGGAUAUCGGGGAGAGUAUUCGUCUCCCACACCUCCUCCGGCAGACCGAGGCCAUGGGGGUUGACUACCACCAAGAUCUGUUUCUUCGCAGUGUGGUGGAGAUGGCCCUGCUGAAGGAGAUCAAGUUGAUCAAACACAAGGCACGCAUCCCUGUCCCCAAAGGUAUCACUCUGUUUGGUGUCAUGGAUGAGACGGGUUUUUUGCAGGAAGGCCAGGUGUAUGUGAGCUUCGACACCAUGCAAGGUCGGUACCACGAGCCUCCAGAGUGUCAAAAGGUUGUAAUAACCAGAUCCCCGGCACUGCACCCCGGCGACAUCCAGCUCGCCCACCACGUCAUCCCUCCCGAGGGCCAUCCUCUCCUGGAGCUCCGCAACUGUGUCGUGUUCAGCCAGCGGGGGGACAGAGAUCUGCCCAGCAUGCUCUCGGGGGGAGACCUCGACGGGGAUAUCUACAACAUCAUCUGGGAUGAGGCAAUUGUGAGCCAAGUCAGGUCAUUUUCACCAGCCGACUACCCACGCCUACCGAUCGUGGAGCUUGGCAGAAAGGUGGAAGCAGAUGAUAUGAUUGAUUUCUUUGUCGACUUUAUCAGCCAGGAUUGCUUGGGUGUGAUCGCAACACGGCACAUGAUACUUGCAGACCUCGCACCACAAGGCACGCGUGAUAGCGACUGCGUUAAACUGGCCGAACUCCAUUCCCAGGCCGUGGACUUUUCCAAGACAGGGAGGGCGGUCAAUCUUCGCGAGCUUCCCAAAACCCCCAGACAAGGACGACCUCAUUUUCUUGCCGCAGGGUCCCAAGUGCUCGUCCAAGAAAAAGUAGAUGUUGAGUUGCUUGAUGAACAGGGAGGUGAUGAGGAUGAUGACGACGACGAGGCCGAUCAGGAUGGGCCGCGUCAUAGCUAUUACCGCAGUGACAAGAUCCUAGGGCAACUAUACGAUGCCGUCGACGAGGAAAAGAUAUGGCACCAAGACAUACAACUGCCACGUUUGAGCCCCAAUGACAAUGCAUUCUGGCGCCAGAUGCUGGUGGUCCUGGAACAGCGCGUGGCAGCGGCUUCAAAGGUCAACUGCAAGUGGCGGAACCGCUUGGACGAGGCGCAUGGAGUUCGCCAUACGUAUGAGGAUGCCAUGUACGACAUCAUGGUGAAUUAUUCCGACCAUCCAUUCAAGCCCCUUCGUGAGACGGAAGUGUUUUCGGGAUUUAUUGUCAGCAAGACCGGGUCUGCAAGCCGCCGCCAACGCGACAGGUCCAUCAAGAUGAAUGACGAGUUUGAGCGUGUGUCCAAGUUGGUUAUGACGACCAUGCACAAAGGGCCUGGUGCCCUGGAGCUGUGUCUGGCGUGUGUGCACGCUGGACUGGUGGUAAAGGAACCUCGAGGUAGGCAAGUCUGGCACCGAGGCUCAUCUGAUGAUAUCGUGAGCUUUCGGAUUGUGGCGGCGUCGGCGUUGCUACAAGAGCUCAACGCCCUCGAGAGCAAUGAUUGUUUAGUUUGA